GAGCCUUACUUACGGCAUGUGUGGUACAUGGCUUGACAUUUCCUACGCAGAAACGUAGGCCGAGGAGCCAAAUGACGGAGCAAUGCUUUAACUAAUUGUGCUCCAUGCACGCUAGCUAAUUCUAAAAUGAAUUGAAAUUGAAAUCGAAGUCUCCAUUAAUUGAAUUGAGGUGAUGAAUAGAAGAGGAGAAUGGACGCGUUUAGGUUUAGAUUUGAAUCGUGACGAUACAACAGACAGAUGAGUGAGUAAAUUAUACGAUCCAAUCUAAUCUAUAGUUGCAAAUAUUAUUUUGAUUGAUUCAUAAAAUAGAAAGAAAAUGUCCGCAUCGCAAUCCCUUGGAGGUCCUUCACGGUGUGGCAGAAUCCUUGGUCCGUCACUCGACAAGAUCAUCAAGAACGCAGCCUGGCGUAAGCACUCUCACCUUGUCUCCUCCUGCAAAUCCACCCUUGACAAGCUCGAAUCCCUCUCCGAGUCGGAGUCGGAGUUCGAUUCCAAAUCCCCUCUUUUAGGUCUCUCCUCCUCGGAUGCCGAAUAUGUCCUUCAACCUCUUUUUCUCGCGCUUGACUCUGCUUACGCUAAGGUUGUUGAACCUGCUCUUGAAUGCACUUUUAAACUGCUAUCUCUUGGCCUUGUAUGCGGCGAGAUCGAUAAUAAUAAUUCACAGUCUGUUGGUGGCGGUGGUGUCGUCUUCAAUAUCAUUGACGCCAUCUGUAAGUCGGGCGGCCUUGGCGAGGAGGCAAUCGAGUUAGGCGUGCUCAGAGUCCUGCUUUCAUCUGUAAGAUCCCCAUGCAUUCUGAUCCGGGGAGAUUGUCUGGUUCAGAUUGUUAGAACUUGUUAUAAUGUAUACCUCGGUGGGGUAAACGGAACUAAUCAGAUCUGUGCUAAGUCGGUUCUUGCCCAGAUCAUGACUAUUGUUUUCACCAGAGUCGAGGAGGACUCCAUGGAUGUCUUCGUUAAAAGGGUUUCUGUUAGUGAACUCUUGGAGUUCACCGAUAAGAAUUUAAACGAGGGCAAUUCCAUUCAUUUUUGCCAAAACUUUAUCAACGAGGUCAUGGAGGCCACUCAGGGUCUUCCUCUCAUCCCAUCGCCUAUGGAAAUAAUAAUACCCAAACCACAACUGGACGAUCCUGAACCUGAUGGAAUUACUACUAGUAGUAGUAAAAUAAGGGAGGAUGGUUUUCUUCUUUUUAAAAAUUUGUGCAAAUUGUCUAUGAAAUUCUCCUCUCAACAACACCCCGAUGAUCGUAUCCUUUUGAGAGGAAAAAUAUUGUCCUUGGAGCUCCUUAAGGUUGUCAUGGAUAACGGUGGCUCAAUAUGGCGCGUCAAUGAAAGGUUUCUCAAUGGCAUCAAGCAGUAUCUAUGCUUGUCAUUAUUAAAGAACAGUGCCCUUUCAGCAAUGGCCAUUUUUCAACUUCAGUGUUCCAUUUUCAUGAACUUGUUAUCGAAAUUUAGAUCAGGCUUGAAAAAAGAAAUUGGCAUGUUUUUCCCCAUGCUUAUCCUCCGUGUUCUUGAGAAUGUUCUUCAGCCCAGUUUUCUGCAGAAAAUGACUGUCCUUAACUUAUUGGACAAAUUAUCUCAAGAUCCUCAGAUUAUUAUUGACAUUUUUGUCAAUUAUGAUUGUGAUGUGGAUGCUUCGAACAUAUUUGAAAGGAUUGUCAACGGCCUUCUGAAAACUGCUUUGGGACCACCUACGGGGUCAACCACAUCUUUGUCUCCAGCACAAGAUAUUACUUUCCGACAUGAAUCUGUGAAGUGCUUGGUCAGCAUCAUCAAGUCAAUGGGAGCAUGGAUGGAUCAGCAGAUAAGGCCAGGAGAUCUGUAUCUUAUUAAGAGCCCCGAAAGCACCAGCGUAGGAGAGAGCCAGUUAACACUAAAUGGAGAAGAAGGAAUUGCUUCUGAUCUUGAGUUACAUCCUGAUGCAAAUUCUGAAUUCUCAGAUGCUGCCACGUUAGAGCAGCGCCGGGCAUAUAAAGUUGAGCUUCAGAAAGGUAUAUCACUUUUUAAUAGAAAACCUUCCAAGGGUAUUGAAUUCUUGCUAAGCAACAAAAAAAUUGGUAGUUCUCCAGAAGAAGUGGCCUUGUUCCUGAAGAAUACUGGUGGUCUUGACGAGACCAAGAUUGGUGAAUAUUUGGGCGAAAGAGAGGAGUUUUCUCUUAAAGUUAUGCAUGCUUACGUAGAUUCCUUCCACUUCAAAGGGAUGGACUUUGGUGAAGCUAUACGAUUUUUUCUUCAGGGCUUUAGGUUGCCUGGUGAGGCACAGAAAAUUGAUCGCAUUAUGGAGAAGUUUGCUGAGCGCUUUUGUAAAUGCAAUCCUAGUUCUUUCAGCAGUGCAGACACAGCCUACGUUCUUGCAUACUCUGUAAUAAUGCUUAAUACAGACGCUCAUAAUAAUAUGGUGAAAGAUAAGAUGACAAAGGCUGAUUUUAUCCGAAACAACCGAGGAAUAGAUGAUGGAAAAGAUUUACCGGAGGAAUAUCUUGGGGUCCUUUAUGAAAAAAUUGUUAGAAACGAAAUUAAGAUGAACGCCGAUUCUUCUGCACCUCAGAGUAAACAAGCAAAUAGUUUUAAUAGAUUGCUGGGAUUAGAUGGUAUACUCAAUCUUGUGAACUGGAAGCAAAACGAGGAAAAAGCAGUGGGUGCAAAUGGGCUUCUCAUUCGGCACAUUCAGGAGCAGUUUAAAUCAAAUUCACGAAAAUCAGAAUCUGCUUAUCAUGUUGUCACAGACGUGGCUAUACUGAGGUUUAUGGUCGAAGUAUGUUGGGGGCCUAUGCUGGCUGCAUUUAGCGUAACGCUUGACCAGAGUGAUGACAGGGUAGCUACUUCUCAAUCCUUACAGGGAUUUCGACAUGCUGUGCAUGUUACAGCAGUGAUGGGCAUGCAAACUCAAAGGGAUGCUUUUGUUACAUCUGUUGCCAAAUUCACUUAUCUGCAUUGUGCUGGAGAUAUGAAACAGAAAAAUGUUGAUGCUGUCAAGGCAAUAAUAUCAAUUGCCAUUGAAGACGGUGAUCAUCUGCAAGAAGCCUGGGAACACAUAUUAACGUGCCUCUCUCGAAUUGAGCAUUUGCAACUGUUAGGUGAGGGCGCCCCAAGUGAUGCAACCUUCUUCACUUCAUCUAAUUUUGAAACAGAGGAGAAAACACCAAAAACAUUAGGUUUCUCUUCUUUUAAGAAAGGAACUCUCCAGAAUCCAGCCAUGGUGGCCGUAGUUCGGGGAAGUUCAUAUGACAGUACUAGUGUUGGGGUCAACCCUUCUGCAUUGGUAACACCGGAGCAGAUAAAUAGUUUCAUUUCUAAUUUGAAUCUGCUGGAUCAAAUUGGGAACUUUGAAUUGAACCAUGUAUUUGCUCAUAGUCAACGGUUGAAUGGUGAAGCAAUAGUAGCAUUUGUGAAAGCUCUUUGCAAAGUUUCCAUCUCAGAGUUACAGUCUCCAACAGACCCUCGUGUAUUUGGGCUCACUAAAAUAGUAGAAAUCGCGCAUUAUAAUAUGAACCGCAUCAGAUUAGUGUGGUCUCGCAUAUGGAAUGUUCUAUCCGAUUUCUUUGUGUCAGUUGGCUUGUCAGAAAACCUGUCAGUUGCGAUCUUUGCCAUGGAUUCACUGCGACAACUUGCGAUGAAAUUUUUGGAGCGUGAGGAGCUGGCUAAUUAUAACUUCCAGAAUGAAUUUCUGAGACCAUUUGUGAUUGUUAUGCAGAAGAGCAACUCUACAGAAAUUAGAGAAUUAAUAGUUCGUUGUAUUUCACAGAUGGUCCUUAGCCGUGUCAGCAAUGUGAAAUCUGGCUGGAAAAGUGUUUUUAUGGUUUUUACAGCUGCUGCGGCUGACGAGCGGAAGAAUAUAGUAUUGUUGGCAUUUGAGACCAUGGAGAAAAUAGUGCGUGAAUUUUUCCCUUAUAUUACUGAGACGGAAACAACGACCUUCACUGACUGUGUUGGAUGCCUUUUGACAUUUACAAAUAGCCGAUUCAAUAGUGAUGUUAGCCUCAAUGCAAUUGCAUUUCUUCGUUUCUGUGCAGUCAGACUUGCUGAUGGAGGACUUGUUUGCAAUAAGAAGAGAAAUGCCGAUGGCUCAUCAAUUGUAGUAGCAAAUGGUGUUUCGGAUGUACAAGAUCUUACUGAUAACGACGAUCACAUGUCCUUUUGGAUUCCUUUGCUAUCAGGGCUGUCAAAAUUAACUUCUGAUCCAAGAUCAGCUAUCAGAAAGAGUUCAUUGGAGGUUCUUUUUAAUAUUUUGAAGGAUCAUGGGCAUCUAUUCUCACGCACAUUUUGGAAUAGCAUUUUCUGUUCUGUUAUUUUCCCUGUAUAUAACUCAGUAUCUGGAAAGCGAGACAUGAGUAUCCUAGACAGUCAUUGUUCAUCUUCUUCAGUAUUUGUGCAUACUGAAGGAAGCACAUGGGAUUCUGAGACUUCUUCGGUAGCAGCAGAAUGUUUAAUAGAUUUAUUUGUCAUCUUCUUUGAUAUGGUGAGGUCUCAGCUACCAGGUGUGGUGUCUGUACUGACAGGUUUCAUUAGAAGUCCUGUUCAGGGUCCAGCUAGUACUGGAGUUGCUGGAUUAGUGCGUCUCACAGGUGACCUUGGUAAUAGGCUUUCAGAAGAAGAAUGGAAAGAGAUUUUUCUGUGUUUGAAAGAUGCAGCUACAUCAUCAGUGCCUGGAUUCAUAAAGGUCUUGAGAACCAUGAGUAAUAUUGAGGUGCUUAAAAUUUCACAGUCUUCUGAUCAUGAUUUGACAAAUGAUGAGUUUGAUGAUGACAAUCUGCAAACAGCCACAUAUGUUGUGUCAAGAACAAAGAAUCAUAUUGCCAUGCAGCUACUUAUUAUACAGGUUACAACUGAUCUGUACAGAAAACACCAGCAAUCCUUAUCACUGCUCAACAUCAAAGUCCUUAUUGAAUUAUAUUCAUCUAUUGCUUGCUCGAUCUUGGAAUUAUCUGCCCCGCCUGUGGUUCAUUUUGAAAAUGAGUCCUUCCAGAAUCACCUCAACUUUCUACAAAACUUACAUGACAGUCAUCAUUUUGUGCAUGAUGAGAUAGAUCUAGAACAAGAAUUAGUAACUGUAUGUGAAAAUGUACUGGACAUAUAUCUAACUUGUGCUGGUUCUGCAUCUGCAAUUCACAAGUCUGAUACUCAGCCAGUGCCACGUCGACAACUGCCUCUGAAUUCAGCCAAGAAAGAAGAGAUAGCUGCUAGGACAUCUCUAGUCAUCUCAGCACUGCAAGGGUUGGCUGGUCUGGGAAAAGAUUCAUUCAGACGGUAUAUUCCACGGUUCUUUCAGUUAUUGGUAGAUCUAGUGAGGAGUGAACACACCUCUGGAGAAGUUCAGCUUGCCCUGAGUAAUAUGUUCCGUUCGUCUGUAGGCCCCAUUAUAAUGGAAUGACAGUUGUGGAAUUUCUUUUUUUGAGAACGACAUUGCGUUUUAGUCAGCUAUUUCUUUAUAAGUUGAAGCACAGGCCAAUGUAUAGGCAUAUCUUAUUUUACUAUCCAUUGCAGCUGUGGGUGCUACUCUUGGAUUUUUGUUAUUAUAUGUGCCAUAAUGUAAAUGAUAAAUUUAUUUGAAGCAGCACUCUGAGUGAUCACGGAUAAUCGAAUACUGUUAUUCUACCAAGAUCCACUUGGGUCGAGAUUGAAAGGUGGAGGGUGGCUUUAAGUAUUUUUA
Cicer arietinum (chickpea) is the source of this 5647-nucleotide messenger RNA. Its product is annotated as brefeldin A-inhibited guanine nucleotide-exchange protein 1. Gene Ontology annotation, cellular component: trans-Golgi network. Gene Ontology annotation, biological process: regulation of ARF protein signal transduction. NCBI's taxonomy places the organism in Eukaryota, Viridiplantae, Streptophyta, Magnoliopsida, Fabales, Fabaceae. The record is from RefSeq and is a predicted model, not a curated record. Gene Ontology annotation, molecular function: guanyl-nucleotide exchange factor activity.